Sclerotinia sclerotiorum 1980 UF-70 is the source of this 2010-nucleotide messenger RNA. RefSeq lists its product as hypothetical. Bases 1 to 2010 code for a protein of 669 amino acids. The transcript has 3 exons. The record is from RefSeq and is a predicted model, not a curated record. Lineage: Eukaryota; Fungi; Ascomycota; Leotiomycetes; Helotiales; Sclerotiniaceae.
AUGCCACCCUUCAAGGAUGAGCAUAUCCUUAUUAUUGCGCCAGGCUCACAAACUACUCUUGCUCAACUAGGUCUUCCCGAAUCCUUCACUCCACCACAACGGCGAUUCCCUACACGUAUGUUUCUAGCUCCUGAUGGGAAAACAUAUGAGCCAUACAAAAUUCGGCCGAAAAAGAAAGAUGCCUCAGCUACAACAAACGGUGAUACCGAGAUGAGGGGACUUAAAGAAAACAAGACAGAGGAGGAAGAAGAAUUAGAAGAGGUUCCUGAGGAUGAUGAAGGCGCUAUUUGGCCAUUGAGAGAGGGUCGAAUUGAGAACCUCCCUGCCUUUUGCGCCUUUCUACAUCAUGUUCACAAUCAGUUGUCGCCAACUCUUCAUACUCCUGUUAUGUUGAUCGCACAACCUUCGUGGACGGCCAAGAAUCAUGAAGACCUUACUCAAUUCAUAUUUGAAAAGUUCAGAACUCCGGCGCUUUGCAUUAUGGACAGUGCACUGGCAACUUCAUAUGCAUUUGGAAUUGCAAACUCAACGGUCAUUGAUGUAGGAUUUGAAAAGGUUGACAUUACUGCUGUCACGGAUUUCCAAAUAAGCGGUAGAGGAAAUGUACCACAGUCGGGUGGAGAGGCUAUGACAUUGCGUUUGCAAGAGUUACUCAAGUCGAAGGGUUUUACGAGGGAUAUGGCGGAGCAAUUGAAGAGGAGCCCAAUUUGCGAGAUCUUACCUCCCGGAACCCCUCUACCGGGAGGUGAUGAGAAUGUUGAGGCGGUAAGCAACCCUGCCGCUGCGGCCUCCACUGGUGCACCUUCUUCUGGACCAAAUGUUAGGGUUACGGAAGCUCCUCGCGGGCCAGGGCACAAUACCGAGGUGGGAGAAGAAGAUGCCAUUAAUGGCGUCGAUGUUACAGAGGAUGAUGGCGUUUUAGAUGUUGCCAGUAUUGUGGCAAGUGGGAAAACCCAAGAGUAUCUGGCGAAGAUCGAAAAGGAGAAAGCUGGAAAAGCUUCCAAGAAAGCACAGAAGGAUAAAGAGGCAGCGGAUGCAGCAGCAGCUAAGCCAGUGAGGUUACCAAAUUCAAAAAGACCUCGCGCCACGUUCCACUACGAAUCAUCUCUUCCUGAGCCAGAUACAAAACGCCAAAAGACACCUGAGCCAGUAACUACAGCGAAUCAUGAAGGAGCACCGUCUCCUACUGAUGGUACCAACAAAACUACCGACACAACCACAGAACCCCUCAUUGAGGCUGCAACAAGUACCGAUCCGGCUGUUGCGGUAGACGGGGCUGUAGCUCGUGAACAAGCAAAGACUGCACGUAGACAGAAAGCUUGGGAAGAUGAGCACCCAGACCGCAUGAGGAGAGAUAUUGAUAUCGGCUUAGAACGAUUCCAAGCAGCAAGUGAAAGCUACAUGGACGCCAUCGCCGAUACUGUCUACAGGACAAUUCUUUCCGUCGAUGAUAUUUCCAAACGCCAAGAUGCUUGGGACUCUUUGAUCAUCUGUGGAUCAGGGUCAAAGGUCAGAGGCUUCAAGGAUGCGCUGCUUGCCAUCCUCAAUAACCGAUACCUCAUUUCACCAAGCUCUGCAACCAUGUUCAUGAGCGAACUCCCAUCAAACCUAGCAACACCUACUGGCACAGGGUCCAUGACACCUAAUGCUUCUUUCUCCUCGACACCACAUCCAGUACCCUCAGCCAGUGCGGUCAAUCCUUUACUCCUUGCAGCGACUACUGCAUCUAAUCCUGCACUUAAUCCUAAUAAUUCAAUUACCUCAUUCAACGGCGGGGCAAAUGCUCAGCAUUCAUCACACUCCCAGUCGCCUACUAGCAUCAAGGUCGCCAAUCCUCCAGGAUAUUUCCCAGAGUGGAAGACUUACGAAGAGGCCGUGUUCUUGGGAUCUCAAGUAGCUGCCAAGGUGAUAUUCGUUGUAGAUCAAGGAUUGUCAAAGGGAUUUUUAUCACGAGUUGAUUUCAAUGAAGAGGGACCAACUGCUAUUCACCAAGUUGGACUUGUGUAUUGA